AUGAUGCUCUCCGCCCCCAAACUCUCCGCCGUCAACGCCUCCGCCUUCGAAUGGUGGUACUUCGACGCCGUCGCCGCCCACAACCCCAACCUCUCCGCCGUCAUCACCUUCUUCACCAGCUCGCCCGCCGCGUUCCCGAUGGCGCCCCGCAAUGGGAGCUCGGUCGUCUGGAGUUAUGUCUAUGUGAGUUUGCCGGAUGCCCCUGCUCCCCCUCCCCCUCCGCCUGGGGAUGAGGGGCGGGAUCGGGAUGGGGAUGGGGAUGGGGAUGGGGGUACUGGGGGUGGGAGUGGGGGCAAUGGGAAUGAUCGCGGCGAUAAAGGGGAUAAAGGUGAGAAGGGUGAUCAGGAGGAGCCAGGCGAUUUGAGGGCCGUGGGCAGCCGUCCGGUGGCCGGGGAUGGCGGGCGGGUGGUCAGUGAGAUUGGCGUCGCCGGGGAGGAGAGUGAGGGCAUCGUGUUGGGGGAUGGCGGCGGGUGGAAUGUCGGGUUCUGGGAGGGGUUGGGCGGGUGGGUUGCUUCUUCCGGGGGGUAUCCUGGGUUUGGUGGGGAGGGGAUGGGGAGGGGCAAGAGUAAGGGGAAGGGGAAGAGCAAUGAUGGUAAGAGUAAGGGGAAGGGGAAGGGUCGUUUGGGGAAGAGCAAGAGGGUUGUUGGGCAUGGGGAUGCGGAUGCGGGUCGGGGGUUGUUUGCUAGGUCGGGGGCGGCGACUGCUGCUGCUGCUGCGGCAGGCCCGAAUCUGGAGGUUUGGGUCGGCUGGGAGGGCAGUCGGAUUAGUGGGCGGUUGAGGUUGGAGAAUGCUACCUCGCCCCGAACGCCCUGCACUACCUCCCAACGGUUCGAUCCCUCGCUGCGACUCGGGUCGGUCGGCUGGGUGAAUAUCGUGCCGCAUGCGAAGGCCACCGUCGAUCUGAUCGUCGAUGGAGAGGCGGUCAAGUUCGAGGGGUAUGGGUAUCAUGAUAAGAACUGGUCGGAACGCCCCUUCCACUCGCUCGUCAAGAAAUGGUUCUGGGGCCACGCCCACGUCGGCCCCUACUCGCUGGUCUGGUUCCAGGAGACGCCGCUCAACUCGACCAUCCCCGUGGCCAGCGCAUCGGUCCUCAAAGAUGGCGUGACGGUCUUGAGCGGCUGCGAGGCCGGGAUUGUCAGCGUGCAGCGGGUCGGCCAUGCCGCCGCGUCCGGGUUCGCAGUCGAGGUGGUGAUGAGGGGGGUGCGGGUGACGAUGCUGGGGACGCGAGAGGUGGCGGGCGAUGGGCAGCAUUUCUUCCGGUGGACGGGGACAGUGGAUGGGGAGGUGUUGGGCCAGAAAGUGAACGGAGGUGUCGCGGUCUUUGAGGAGUUUGAUCUGUGA
Aspergillus aculeatinus CBS 121060 is the source of this 1341-nucleotide messenger RNA. RefSeq lists its product as uncharacterized. Bases 1 to 1341 code for a protein of 446 amino acids. The transcript has 4 exons. The record is from RefSeq and is a predicted model, not a curated record. Lineage: Eukaryota; Fungi; Ascomycota; Eurotiomycetes; Eurotiales; Aspergillaceae.